AUGUCUUUCAGCCUCAACGUCGAAAGUUUUGGCCAGUAUUCGGACCUGACGUAUCUUGUAGGCCUCGUGGCCGUGCUCCUGACAAGCCAGGCGGUCUAUAGGCUGUUCCUCAGCCCCACUGCGAGUGUUCCAGGACCAUGGUGGGCACGAUUGACUUCGUUGCCGCUUCUCUAUGCCACCUUCAAGGGCUACCGGUCACGUUUCGCGGAUGACCUGCUUCGCAAAUACAACACCACUGUCGUCGUCAUCGCGCCCAACCAGGUGCACACUUCGGAUGAGGAAGCGAUAAAGGUCAUCUAUGACCGAAAGGCUGUGAAGACUCGCUUCUACGCCAACAUGGGCUCGUGGAAGGGAGUGAAAAGUACCUUGGGCAUCCUGGAUUAUCCCACCGCCUCGACUACACGCAACAACCUGAUCAAAUGCUUUCAAAAUAAGAACCUGGACAUCCUCAGCACCAACAUCGACGGACACGUCCGUCACUUCGUUGAUUGCAUUGCAUUGCAGGUUCGCGAGAACAAACCAGUGGAAUGCCUGUUCUGGUUCCGCCUUUUGGCCCUGGAUAUUGUGACGGAUGUGCUGUGGGCUGAACAGACGAACCUGCUGCAGGACGCCGCAAAGGGUAACGUGAACAGCCUGUUCCUACGUCGAUUUCACGCCUUCAGCAAGUACAACGCCCUUCGAUCCUUCAUUCCGGGUCUGGAUCUCUUUGUGACUAUGUUCGGCAAUGAUACUUGGAAAGGAUACCGGCGCGAUCUCAACGAUCUCGACCAAACCGCUUGCGCGGCGUUGCAACGAUGGGAGAAGGCGAACGCCAACGGCCAAUCAUCUCACGAACGUGAUGUGCUCUCAAUGUUGGCCAACCUCAACGACCACUCCGAAGCGUCCAAGCGGAUUCGACCAAACGAGAUUCCGGCAUAUUUGGUCGAGAUGCUUGCUGCUGGCUCGUCCACCACUUCGACCACUGCGACCUUAUUCUGUCACGAGAUGGCUCUGAAUCCAAAGCUGCAGCAGGAAUUGCACAACGUUUUGCGCGCUACCUUCCACGAUCCGAACGACAUUAAGUUGUCGGUGGCGCAGGAGAUUCCACUGCUACGUGCUGCAGUUCGGGAGACCAUGCGUUUCUAUCCCGUCAUUCCUGGUCCGCUGGAACGUCGUCUGGGUACGGAUUGCCCCAUACGUAGUGCAAACCUAAGCCUCCCUAAGGGCGUCAUCGCUUCAGGAGCCGCAUUUACUCAGUCACGCCGCGAGGACAUCUUCACUCGCUGCAAUGAGUUCUUGCCCAAACGAUGGCUAAGUGAGGACGAUAGUGACGAGGACAAGGCUCGUUUGGCGCGCAUGACUCAAAAUUGGAUUCCCUUCGGCACAGGCGCGCGUUCCUGUCCAGGUUCCAACUUGGCCCUCAACGAAUUGCACCUGAUGUUGGCCGCCGUCAUUCGUCGAUUCAGGGUAUCGCUUCCUCAUGAAAAUGACGGCAAACCUUUCGUCAGAGGUCAUGUCCCAACCCAUGAUCAUUUUACCUCCGCGCCCCAGCUUGGCUCGGUUUGGCUACGCUUUGAGGAGAUUGGAGAUUAA
Messenger RNA from Pseudozyma hubeiensis SY62, 1572 nucleotides. Its product is annotated as benzoate 4-monooxygenase cytochrome P450. Bases 1 to 1572 code for a protein of 523 amino acids. The record is from RefSeq and is a predicted model, not a curated record. The transcript has a single exon. Lineage: Eukaryota; Fungi; Basidiomycota; Ustilaginomycetes; Ustilaginales; Ustilaginaceae. Gene Ontology annotation, molecular function: monooxygenase activity; oxidoreductase activity, acting on paired donors, with incorporation or reduction of molecular oxygen; heme binding.